Closterium sp. Yama58-4 is the source of this 2844-nucleotide messenger RNA. Lineage: Eukaryota; Viridiplantae; Streptophyta; Zygnematophyceae; Desmidiales; Closteriaceae. The record is from the annotation of a GenBank genome assembly.
AUGGGGGGUUCCUCUCCAACAGAUUCCGAAGCCGUUUCCGCCAUAGGUUCCGCGCAAACUCCACCAGUUGCGGAGGAUACUCCCGCUGCGCCAGGCGCAGACGUUACGGCCCCUGCUCUGGUAGCUGACGCUGCGGCAGCUACGGCAGCGGCGGCGACGUCAGCGGAAAAUGAAGGAUCCGCGGACGGCGGAAAGCAGGCGGAAACCCCAGUAGCGCCUGUGCCGGCUGCAGAGGGUGGUGUCGCGUCUGUAGCGGCGGAGGGUGCGGCUGUAGCGGCGGGCGUUGCGGCAUCCGCGGACGGCGGAGGGGGGCCGAUGUGGAAGACGACUCUGUGCUCGUUCUUCCGCAAGCACGGGGAGUGCAAGCACGGCGCGCGGUGCAAGUUCGCGCACGGGGAGGCGGAACUGCGCGCGCGCCCGGACGGGUCGUUUGACCCCACUUCCGCGCGCGGGGGGGCUAAGCGGAGCGAUAAGGGGGCAGGGGAAGGGGACCAGGGCAACAAGGGGAAGAAUCGGGGGAGGAAACGCGGAGGCGGAGGGUCAUGGGGGAGAGAGGCGGAAGAAACGGAGGAUGCGGGGGAAGAGGGGAAGGAAGGGGGGCCUGGCGGGGAAGGCGAGUGGAGUCGGCUUUGCGUGCAGAACCUACCCAAGUGGUGGAAUAGUUUGGACUAUUGUGGGUCAAGGAAAAGCCAGGGCGUGGCGUUUGGGUUCGUGUCAUUUGAGACAGCCGCUACAGCAGAUAAGGCCACUCAGCUGCUGCACGGCAAGCUGGUGAGGAACCAGACGCUGGACGUGAAACCGGCAAGGUACCGCACUCAGAAACUGACGGCGUUUGCCGCCCAGGAGGGCGGCGAGGGGCACGAGGACAAGAAGAGGAGAACAGAGGGGGAAGGAAUAGGAGAGGCAGGGGAGGAUGAUGGGAAAGAGGAGGGCGGGAGAGGUGGGGAGGGUGAGGAUGAGGAGGAAACGGAAGAGAUGGAUGAGGAAGGAGAGGAUGGGGAAGAGGGAGGCAGAGGAGGAGAGAGGGAAGGGGAGAAAGCGGAGGGGAGGGUGAAGAGGGAAGCGUGGGAGGCGGUGACGCCACUGGCAAAGAUGGGGUAUGAGGAACAGCUGGAGAUGAAGGGAGGGCGAGUGGCGAAGGAUCUGCAGCGGAUUGUGACGAAAAUGAGGAAGCUUUAUUCAAGAAAGAGUUUUGCGCAGCUGCCAGAGUGGAUCAAGAGUGCUAAAGCGAGAGCCCACCUCCCGUGCACCUUUGAGGGAAUCUACGCCUCUCCAGUGGUGGACGGCUAUCGCAACAAGUGCGAGUUCUCCAUCGGGCCCUCUGCUUCUGGUCAGGCAACAGUCGGGUUUCUUCUCGGAAACUUCCGCGAUGGAGUGACAGCAGUGGCAGAGCCAUCGGGCUGUCGAAACAUCUCCCCCAUUGCCAUAGCCUUUGCACGCCUGGUGCAGGGGGUGGUUCGAGAAUCACCCCUGGCUGCAUGGGACAAGGUGAGGGAAGGCACGGCCGAACCACUCACCCCCGCACCACAUCCCGAGCCUGCUGCCGCUGCUGACGUGGCGCCCAUGGACGUGGACCAAUCAGCAGCCGCAGAUGCUGAACAACCACCCGCAGAAAAGCAGGAUGACAACGGCGGCACAGGAAAUGAAGAUGGUCAAAGAGGUGAAGGUGACGCAAGGAAUGACACAAGGAAUGACACAAGGAAUGACACAAGGGAUGACACAUUGGAAGGGGAAGGCUCAAAGGGAGGUGACGGGCCAAGGCACAGUGGCAGGGCGGCAGUGAAUCAAGUGAUGCUGCUGCUGCAGGUGAACCCUGCUGGUGUCGAUCGAACGGCCAUGGAUGCGGAGCUGAGCAGAUUGACGGCUGAGAUUGCAGCAGGAGCAGCGGCGCACAGCCCUCCAUUGCCUCUCACCCUCAUCCUGGUUCAGGAGCAUUCAGGUGUCUCCAAUGCCGCCCCUGAAAGCUGCCCCAUCCGCCCGCUCUACCCUCGCUCUAGAAUCACCCAGCCGUCAGCAGCAGUGGCGGGGAAUGGGAGUGCGAGUGCAGUGCAAGGGGAAGCAGAUGCGUCCCUGGUGGAGGCACUUGAAGCACAAGCGCAAAGUCAAAGAGCAGCAGAAGGAACAGAAGCAGCAGCAGGAGGAGAAGCAGGAGCAGCAGCAGCAGCAGCACUGGCAGGGGAGCCAGCGUGUGACACACACAUAUACGACCAUCUGUGUGGUCUUAAGUUCCGCCUCUCUCCCACGUCCUUCUUCCAGGUGAUUGGAAUCGAGAUGAACGAGUCAGCAGUGGAGGAUGCAAGGAAGAAUGCAGCCAUUAACGGCAUUCAGCAUGCUGAGUUCAUCGCCUCACGGGCGGAGUUGGUGCUGCCAAAGCUCCUCCAUAAGUACCUCCCCCAGGUGAAGCCUGCCCGUGACAGCCUCCGUAAGGAAAAGGGGGCCAAGGAGGGGCAGCAGCAGGGGGGAGGGAAAGAGGAGGGGAAGGAGGAAAGGAAGGAGGAAGGGAAAAAGGAGUUUGAGUUCUCUCGAGUCGUGACAAUCGUAGAUCCUCCAAGAGCUGGUCUGCAUCCCACGGUGCUAAGAGCGCUUCGAGAGAAUCCCAAGAUCGAGCAGCUGCUCUACAUCUCAUGCAACCCAUCGUCUCUCGUGGCAAACGUCCUAGACCUCUGCUCGCCGCCUCCCGAGCUCAAGAAGCCGCAAGCAGGAGGGGGCGGGUGGAGCAAGUGGGGGCCUGCAGCGGGGCAGAGGGCCAUGGCUGGGGAGCCAUUCCGACCUGUCAGAGCCGUGGCUGUGGACUUGUUUCCGCACACGGAGCACUGUGAAGUGGUGAUGCUGCUGGAAAGGUAG